CCUGUGCGACAGACUUGCACACAUGUAAACACACUGCUUUCAUAGCAGUAACAAACUUGCAGCUGUUGCUGUUUGUGUCUACGAUGUGGCCUCCGCCGAGAAGAUGGAGCCUUCGAUUCGAGCACGACAGCCGAGGCAGGAAGUUACAGCUGAAGGCAGGAGAAUGUCGAGAAUGCAGUCCGGGCCAGUUGCACGCUUACUUUAACGUGCAUGCUUCAGAUGCUGUAGAGUUCAACAGCGGGAAAUGUUUUUACUAGGGCUGUUACAGAUAACAACAUUUAAUCGAGUUAAUCACAUGACACACUGAUGAAUUAAUUCGAUUGAUUGCAUAUAAUCGCAUAUAUCAAUAUUUGCUGAGAAAAACCCCCAAAUUUAGAUAAUUCAGUGGCAUUCAAUUAUCGUGCCAGUAUGAAAUACGUAAUAAACUGUAGAAAAAGUGGUUUUAAGCUCAAUCAACAGCAUUUGUGCCAUAUUGUUAAUUACCUCCCUCGUCCCUGGGCCAGGUCCCUCGUUUAUGGUUACAGUAAGGCAAUUAAAAUGGUAAAUGGGGCCAUUCCAUAAACAUUAAAAUACACACACAAAGAAUAGCCUCAGGAUGUAAACAUAUUCAUGUUAACAUAAUUUUAGAGUGAUAAAAUCAGGGAUUUACUGGCGUUACAACAAAGUUGUAAUAAUGGAUAUAACUUUACACAGAUGAGGUUAAGCAAUUUUAUCACACUAAAAUCAUGGUAUACAUGUGGCUAUAUUUAUGAAAUUACCCCAUUCACGUUUUCCCAACAUGUAAUUGUGGUAAUCAACAUUAUGCCACAAAUGCUGUCAGUUGAGCUUCACUUGUAUUGAACCUGAAGCAUCACUUUAACCCUUAUAUUGUGUUGCGGUCAAAACUGACUGAUUAACUUUUGAAUAAAAUUCCAUGACUUUGUUCACACAGGGCAUCUGAACACACAAUUGUUUUUUUGUUUUUUUACAAUUUUAAUGGUUCUAUUUCACUUUGUCACACCUGUUGUGUUCCUGGUCAAAAAUGACCGCCAUUGUAAAUGAAUAUGUCAGACAGCAAGAGCGAGACAAAGGGACCCAAAAGCAGAGGAACAGUUCAAAGGAUUUAUUUACAAUAAAUGAUAAUGUUAACUGUGCUGGCGAAGACUGGAGAUCCCGGUACCGGCUGCAGUAGAGGGAAGGAGUCUUGUGAAUGAGUGUGCGACGUAAUCGUACAAUGGGCAGAUCUGUGAAGAGUGUGUUCGUAGAUGAGUGUAUGCUUGUGGAAGUCAGGGGCAAAUCCGUAGGAAUCCUCUGUAGAAUCGUAGUGAGGUGCAGAGAAUAAUGGCCAGCAGAUCUGAAGGUAAUCAUAUUCCCGACAUGCGGGCAGAGACGAGGAAUCCUUCGUUGAAGAUUUGUGAGCGCAGAGAACAAGCGUGCAGCAAGCUGGAAGGUAACCACAUUCCCGACAUGCGGGCAGAGACGGGCAACCAAACAGAUUCAUGAGACAGGACCAACUAGGCAGAGAGAGUGAGCCCCCUGUUGGCCACGCCUCCCACCCGAUGGCUCCGCCCAGUCCUGGAACCAACAGCAGCACUAAUCACAGCAGUAGCAGCAGCAGCACUGCCGGCUGGGAGCAGCUCAGCAAAACGAACCUGUACAUCCGUGGGUUGCCCCCAACGACCACUGACCAUGACCUGGUCAAACUCUGCCAGCCAUAUGGAAAAAUCGUAUCAACGAAGGCCAUCUUAGACAAAACCACAAACAAAUGCAAAGGGUAUGGCUUUGUGGAUUAUGACAGCCCGGCUGCAGCUCAGAAAGCCGUCAGCGCUCUGAAAAGCAGUGGAGUUCAGGCACAAAUGGCAAAGCAACAGGAACAGGACCCCACUAAUCUUUACAUCUCUAACUUGCCACUGUCGAUGGAUGAACAGGAGUUAGAGAGUAUGCUGAAGCCCUUCGGACAGGUCGUCUCCACGCGCGUCCUGCGUGACGCCAACGGGGCCAGCCGAGGGGUCGGAUUUGCAAGGAUGGAGUCGAAAGAGAAAUGUGAAGCCGUCAUCUCACACUUCAAUGGCAAAUUUCUGAAAACACCAGCCGGAGUCAUGGCUCCGUCAGAGCCCUUGCUGUGCAAGUUUGCAGAUGGAGGGCAGAAGAAGAGACAGAGUCAAAAUAAAUAUGUGCAGAAUGGACGAGGCUGGAACAGAGACGGGGAGACCAGACUUGCUGGAAUGACCCUCACAUAUGACCCCACCACAGCUGCUAUGCAAAAUGGAUUUUAUCCGACCGCCUACAGUAUUUCUAACAGAAUGAUCUCUCAGACUCCCAUAUCUCAAUACAUCUCACCUAUGUCCACAUACCAGGUACAGAAUCCAUCCUGGGUCACCCAUCAGCCUUACAUCAUGCAACAUCCAGGAGCUGUGAUAUCGCCCUCUAUAGAUCACUCCAUGUCACUGCAGCCCACGUCUAUGAUGAGCCCUCUAACCCAACAGAUGAGUCACCUCUCACUGGGCAGUGCAGGAACUUUUAUGACAGCCAGUCCAGCUCUGCAGGGGCCAUACAUCCCUUCAUACACUCAUAUGCAGACCAAUGCAAUCUCAGUAGAGGAGAAUAGUCCACAACCUCAGAUGGAAUCGUCCAGUGAUUCACCUUAUACCUAUCAACAGGCCAAGUAAUGAAGAGGGUUAGUCGGGUCGAGAGCGAGUCAGGCAACUGCUAAAUCAAUAACAGUUUCCUGAAGGACCGGCUCUACCGAUGAAUCCACAUUUGCACAGGUUCUACAAUAAGUUCCUCGGUUUUUGUAAUUAAACGACUUCGACUAUUUUUGGUAUAAGUUCCAUUAGGUGCAAAUAAAGGAUUCAUCAAAGGAUGCUAACUCUCAAAGAAAGCGUGAAAAAAGUUUUAUUUUAAUAAGGAAAAAAUGCUUAUUUUUUAUCAAGAAUUGUCACGUAGAUGCAGGAACUUCAUGCAGAGAUGUCCAUUGUUUUUAUGAUUUCAGAUUUGUUUGAUCUUUUUCUCUUUUCUUUUGUACUUAAAUAGAUGUUUGUUUUUAGAGAUUUAUCAUUCUGAGAAAGAUGAGUUUGUGUUUGCCGUGUGAGUGUUGUUGGUGACGUGUUUUUCUGUCGUGUGCUACGUCGUGUCAGUCUGAACGAUCUGUCUGUCUUCUACGAUUUGCCUUAAAUUUUUCCCAUACAGUAGUUAAAGAAUAUUGCGAGAGAUAAUGCCAUCUACUGCCUUGUAAAUCAGCUUGAAUAGGGCUUUUCUAGCAUCUAGCAAAUGAACAUUUUCGCUAUGCUUGGAUUUUUCUGUGUUUCGCUUUUUUUUUUCUUUGGAGCUUUUAGAGUACAAACUUUUGAGUGAUUAAAAUUGAUGGAGUUUUAAUAGGAUUUAAUGUUUUUAUAAUCAGAGGUAACAAUCCUUUGGUUGUUUGAAUGUGGUAGAAAUUCUGCUAAAUGAUCACAUUUUUGAUAAUUGCCUUUCGUUUUCGUUUAGAAAUCGUGGUGUUGUAGUGUAGCUUUAGAUGAACUCGUGUGGGUGGGGGAAGUGCUUUGACUUGUAUUCAAAUUUGGGGGAGGGGAAGGGGCGUGGCCUGUCAGUCAAGCCGCAUAUCGUUUGUCACAUUCGUUCAGAUGCAGGCGAACAUUCAGAAUAAACCUUCAGUGACUUUCAGCAGAAGUCUGGGGGGGUUCUUCAGGAGAGGUGAACAUAUAGAUUUUAGUGCUCGUUUAUAGGAGGCAAACAAAACUUGGCACUUUCAAGUUUACUUCACCAAAGACAGAAUUUAACGUCAUUUUCUCUGAAGGCGGUCCAUACUGAGACUUUUUAACACACUUAAGUGGACAUGCCAUCUAAAAAACACAAUCUCAGACAAAUACGUCUGUCUAGCGCAUGUUUUCAUUGGAAAAACAAUAGGAAAACAGCAUAAACGGAUGCAAAAACGCAUUUGGUGUGAACGGCCCCUUAAAUUGCAGUUUGGAUAAUUUGCCGCCUUUGUACAUAUGCAUUCAGCUGUCUUUAGUUGUUAAGAUGUGGACAACAAUAGCAUGAAGAUUUGGAUCCAGCAAGUGCCACAAACUAAAACAACAUCACUACAGAGCGGAGACAACUGAAACUAAAACAGAAAGAGGACAGGUUAAACAAAUGGCUCUGUUCCUAAAACCUAGUGAGCUGCCUUACUGUCUACUGCGUACAUAGGCAGCAUCCUAACUGAAAUAGUGACCGGUCAAAAGUGACCGAUUUGGAAUGCGCUACUUAGGCGGCCACUUUUCCAGUACUUAAGAAGACAGUGUAAUCAUGCAGCACGGGAGUGCGCCUGUGGCACCUUAAAAUGUUGCCAAAUAUGUAGUCAGCUCACUAGAUUUUGGAACACAGCCUUUGUAAUUAUAAACGCAUAUAUGAUAGAAAAAACAAUACGCAACAAAUGUUUUUCGUUAUUUUCUUUUUAAAAUCACAAUUUACUUUUAGCAAGUCUUUAUUAAUUAAUUUGUCUUCCAAAAGACUGUGUUUUUGGCCUGGUGAGUCUCGUUGACCGCUUAUCUACCUCAAGAGCUUUGUUCUCCUCUGUUUUGAUUGGUCGGGCUAGCAGGUUCAGCCCGCCCCUCCAGACCAAACGGGCGGCUCAGGAGCUGUCCAAAUACACUUGAUUUCUUUCAGGUUUUGUUUUUUAAAUACUUUGAUUCUCUUCUUCUUCUUCUUUAAACAAACAAAAAUGCUUUUUUUAUUAUUAUUAUUAUUAUUAUUAUUAUUAUUAUUGUUAUGGCUAUAAGAAAAGUUGUGCGUUGAACAUGUCUAGUGUCAUUUAGCAUUCAGAUUCAUCGUUUCAAAGCAAAAAACUUUGCUUUUUUUGUCACAAGAUAUUCCAGUAGUUGAUGAAUUCAAUUACAUGUGUCCUAACCAGGUGACGCAAUAUAUCACCAAAGCGAUAAAAGCUGGCUUUUUGUUUGUUUAUUUCAGCGACAUACGACAGGAUAUUUUGUUGAUUGAUUGGUUUCUAUUAUCCAGGCAUCGUAUUGGGUCGCCCUGCCCACUGUAAAAUCAAAAAAGUAAUCCACUAGAAAUUACUUCUCUGAAACAUGAUCUCUAAAAUCAGAUUGUUGAUUUCUUAAUCGAAAAAGUAUUUGCAUCACUAAUUACUUUUAAGUUACUUUAUAAAACACAUUUCACAGAAACGUUUGUUUUUCCACUCAGCAAAUUCAAAAUUCACUGUUAUCAUAUUAUUUUAAAAAACGUGUAGCCCAGUAAGUAAUUACCUUAAUUGAAAGUCAGUUAAUGUACAUUUAAAACAUUUUAAAAUAUGUUACACUACUUUUUUAACUUAAAGUAUUCAUAUCACACCCAACACUGGUCCGAUGUCCCGCUUUAUCUAACUGUAAAUUAUCAUAUAUCUUUCAUUUAGCUGUGAUUUUGUUAUAGAUGUGCAUAAUAAAUGUUUUAAAAAUUGACUUGUCGUUUAUAACGAAGCUGGUUUAAGGUUUACCUGACCCCAAUCAGAUGUGUUAUUAAGGUUUGAGUAUGCUUCGGUUUUCCGUGCGUCGUUCUGUCUUGCGCACAGUCGAGCACUCAGCCUUUUAAAGUAUACUCAAUAACACUUUCUAUGAAGCCCAUAUUAAUAAUGCUUUGUAAAGGCAUUAUAAAUACAUUAUACUGCAUUCAUAAUGCCUGAAAAUACACCUUAUAAUAAGUUAUAACUUCUCAUUAAUAAUUGCAACUACUGUAAUAAUACACUAUAAGACUCACUAUUCAUAGUUAUACUUUAGAGUAUAAUGCAUUAUAACACAAGCAACAUCCGAUUUUAACGCAGCAGAAGUUAAUAAAGUUAAUGUUAUAAGUGCUGUAUAGUGUAAACAGUUAAAAGGCUUUAUGACAUGAUCAUAUUAUAAGAGGUCUUUACCUGCUUUAAGUAAAGUUACAAAAGAAAUAUCUUCUUAUAAACAGCCAUAACAUAAACUUGUAACAUACAAUACAUUACAAGUCAAACUAACAUAAUGGAAGUUAUUUAUAAAAUAAGUCUCCAAAUAAGAUGCACAAACGUUAAAAUGUAUUAAACAGAGUCCAGUAUAGAAUCAGUUUAUAUAUAUAUUAUUGGGUGUGUUUACAACAUAAGAGAGUUUCGGAUAUAUUUUACCUUGUAGCUUUAUAAGUGUUUUUCAUAAUAUCUCAGAAUUGACACUGAAUGUGUGUUAUUUUGUAUUUUGUGCAUGUAUAAUGUAUAUAACUUCCAGCAUCACUUGUCAUGUCUUAUAACCACUUACAAAUAUCUUAUGGAUGUUUAUAAGUAGACAUAUUGCUUUUGUCACAUAUAUUACAAAUAUAUAUAAUGCAUUAUAACUUCUGCAGAUAAAAUUGUAUGUUGCUUGUGUUAUAAUGCAUUAUACUCCAAGGUAUAUCUAUGAAUAUGUAAGUAUUAUAAUUGUAGUUACAAUUAUUUAUUAGUUAUAACAUAUUAUAAGGUGUAUAAUGUAACAUUAAUAAUGCAUUAUAAUGCCUUCACGAUGCAUUAUAAAUAUGGGCUACAUAGAAAGUGUUACCGUAUACUCUUUUAGAUGCGAGCCCAUACAGACGCGUUCAACGCAUGCACACUAAGACUGCUUUUUAUUAGUCGUAUAGCACAGUUAAUGACCGACGCAUGCACCAAUGAUACGUUGUUACAAUUACAACUAUUUUUAGCUACAAACAAAAUGCGGUGGCCAAAAACUUCUGUUUGAAUGUUAAAGGGGACAAACUGUUUCCGAGAGGGCUUUAUCUUGCAAACUGUCAAACAGCUAAAGCUACAGAUGAUACAAAUAUCAAAACAAAGAAGUAAUCGAGAUAAUCGACACACAAAUCGACUUAUUGAAGACUAGUUUCACAUUCAGUGUGGACAGACAAAAUUGCUUGUUGCCGGAAACUUGUCACGUCACGCCUGGUUAGGACACGGUGUCAGAAAAGAAAGCGCAAGAGAGAACGUUAGAAUGUUAGGAAGCUAAAAGUUGUGGUUUUCCCAUGAUCUGUACUCCCAAGAAAUUACAGUUUUUUCAGGCGUUGUCCAAACAGACAUUUAGCAGCGUAAUCUCCGCAUUUAGCAGAGUCGCUGAGUCCCUCUCUUGAAGUGUGUGUGUUUGUGUGUGUCUGUGGUACCGAAUGAAAGUUACUGUGGAGUUCUUGUGUGGGUCAUGCUGCUAGUAACAACAGAAUCCGAAGUGCCAAUCUGCGUCCGGGUCAGAAGAGAUGGACAGAGGUGUGUGUGCAGAGGGACAUGCUCAUGAAUAUGAGAAAUCAUGUACUAGACAGUCAUUAAGUUAUAUGAAAAACUAAUAAUUUAUGAAGAGAGAACUUUUGUACAGACUCUUUGAAAAAAUAAAAACAAUAAAAAGGUUUUCAUAGAGAUAUCUAUAUGAGAGUUAAUUUUGUAAUUUUUAUUUCUCUUUUUUUUUUUACAUGUGCCACACGCUUGCCAGUGGUAACUUGUACAUUUGGGUUUAUCAGAAACCUUCUUCUGUCGUUGUUUUUUUUUUUUUUUUUGUAUUUGUUUUAAGCCAAAAAAAAAGAAAGCUUUUUAUUGCUUUUCCCCCCUUGUUUCCAGUAGAUUGUUAAUCAAGCUUUAUUUCUGUUCAUUUCUUGAAGAACUUUUGAAUAAAAACACUUUUUUUGUUUUA
Myxocyprinus asiaticus (Chinese sucker) is the source of this 7607-nucleotide messenger RNA. Its product is annotated as RNA-binding motif, single-stranded-interacting protein 1-like. The record is from RefSeq and is a predicted model, not a curated record. Bases 1479 to 2648 code for a protein of 389 amino acids. Gene Ontology annotation, cellular component: cytosol; ribonucleoprotein complex. Lineage: Eukaryota; Metazoa; Chordata; Actinopteri; Cypriniformes; Catostomidae. Gene Ontology annotation, molecular function: mRNA binding. The transcript has 15 exons.